AGCAGCUGCUGACCGCCCUCCCCUCAGCCAUGGACACCCUCAGCUAUCCUUCAUCAGUGCCCACGACCUCGGAACCUGGGAACACCUCCUCAGUCUGGCCCCUGGAUGUCACCCUGGGAAAUGCGUCCUCAGCCCCGAGCACAGCAGGGCUGGCCAUCAGCGGUGUUCUGAUCCCACUGGUCUACCUGGUGGUGUGCGUGGUGGGCCUGCUGGGCAACUCGCUGGUCAUCUACGUGGUCCUGCGGCAUACGGCCAGCCCGUCGGUCACCAACAUCUACAUCCUCAACCUGGCGCUGGCCGACGAGCUCUUCAUGCUGGGCCUGCCCUUCCUGGCUGCCCAGAACGCCCUGUCCUACUGGCCCUUCGGCUCCCUCAUGUGCCGCCUGGUCAUGGCCGUGGACGGCAUCAACCAGUUCACCAGCAUCUUCUGCCUCACCGUCAUGAGCGUGGAUCGCUACCUGGCCGUGGUGCACCCCACCCGCUCUGCCCGCUGGCGCACGGCGCCCGUGGCCCGCACGGUCAGCGUGGCUGUCUGGGUGGCCUCAGCCGUGGUGGUGCUGCCCGUGGUGGUCUUCUCGGGCGUGCCCCGUGGCAUGAGCACCUGCCACAUGCAGUGGCCCGAGCCGGCGGCGGCCUGGCGAGCUGGCUUCAUCAUCUACACGGCCGCGCUGGGCUUCUUUGGGCCGCUGCUGGUCAUCUCUCUCUGCUACCUGCUCAUCGUGGUCAAAGUGCGCUCUGCCGGCCGGCGGGUGCGGGCACCCUCGUGCCAGCGGCGGCGGUGCUCCGAGCGCAGGGUCACACGCAUGGUGGUGGCCGUGGUGGCGCUCUUCGUCCUCUGCUGGAUGCCCUUCUACGUGCUCAACAUCAUCAACGUGGUGUGCCCGCUGCCCGAGGAGCCUGCCUUCUUCGGCCUCUACUUCCUGGUGGUGGCACUGCCCUAUGCCAACAGCUGCGCCAACCCCAUCCUUUACGGGUUCCUCUCCUACCGCUUCCAGCAGGGCUUCCGCCGGGUCCUGCUGCGGCCUUCCCGCCGGGUGCGCAGCCACGAGCCCCCUGCGGGGCCUCCGGAGAAGACCGAGGAGGACGAGGAAGAGGAUGGAGAGAAGGGUGGGGAGAAGGGGGCAGGGAAGCCAGGGGAGAGGCAGGAGGAGAACAGCCGGGUCAGCCAGAUCACACAGCCCGGCACCAGCGGGCAGCAGCAGCCGCCCAGCGGCACGGCUGGCAAAGAGCAGCAGUUCCUACCCCAGGAGCCCUCAGCUGGGGAGAAGUCAGGCACGCUGCACAUCAGCUAUCUGUAGGGGCCUGCAGAGGGCCAGGGUGGCCCGAGGACAAGACAGAGGCUGUGGGUGUGCCUAGGGAGGCCACCCCAGGGGCCAGGGGCCCAUGAUGGGGUGUUCGGACGCCUGGGCUCUGAUCCCAGUGCUGCCGGGACUUGCUGCAUGACCUUGGAUGGGUCAGCUUCCCCUCUCUGGGCCUCGUGUUCUCUCGUGACUCAGGGAUGGGAGUCAUUGGCCUGGACGAGCUCCACCAGAUGAGAAGUCUGGAGGGCAUCACUGCUGGGCUGACCUUCCUGAGGCGGGCCCAGGUGAAGAGGAUACGGGCAGACUGCCCUUUCCCCUCCUAGAUGGAGCAACCUGGUGGAUCAGCCUGAAUCUUGGCCCUCAGAGGGAUAAACCAAGGCCGGAGUUCCUGGGCUCAGAGUCGGGUUCCCAGAAGAGGGACUGGGGCCCCAGGUUCACAGGGAGUUGGACUCAGGCCACGAAUAGAGGAAAGUCUUACCUGGCAGGAGGAGGGUGUGAGACCGUCAAGACCCAUGUCAGCUCUCCCUCACUGGCUGCAAGGCCUGGAACCACCUCUUCUCCUCUCCGGGCCUCAGGCCUCACCUGCUGAACAACCCAACAAGCUCCAGGUCCCCUUGGCCCAGACGGUCAGCGCCGGGGCUCGUGUGCUCCUGGACACGAGGAGAAGGGGUAGAUUCUCCAGGAAGCUAACUAAGUCCAGCUUCAGGGUCCCUUACUGCUGGGGCCCUUCUGAGGCCCUGCGUCUAAUUUUGUACUCGUAAUUUUGUAUUCUUUUUCUUAAAGAGGGACUCCAAAUUGCAUAAGCUUAGGCCACCCAAAACCUAGGUUAACCUCUA
Diceros bicornis minor is the source of this 2137-nucleotide messenger RNA. RefSeq names its product somatostatin receptor 3 (gene SSTR3). The transcript has a single exon. Gene Ontology annotation, cellular component: neuron projection; membrane. Gene Ontology annotation, biological process: neuropeptide signaling pathway. NCBI's taxonomy places the organism in Eukaryota, Metazoa, Chordata, Mammalia, Perissodactyla, Rhinocerotidae. The coding region runs from base 30 to 1298 and encodes 422 amino acids. Gene Ontology annotation, molecular function: neuropeptide binding; somatostatin receptor activity. The record is from RefSeq and is a predicted model, not a curated record.